AUGAAUAAAGUGUAUAUUGGUCGUAUAUUAAGCUCAUCUGUUAUAAGAAAUUUAAUAUUUAGAGAUAUUAAAGAGAUUAAUGAUACACUUGAUCGAAAUCUUAAUAGAUAUACAUGGAAAGAUCUAGGUUGUUUCCCUACUCAACUUCUCAAAUAUAACUAUAUAGAGAGAUACAAAGGGAUAUUGACACAUCUGUUGAAUGGUGGAGAAGCAAAUUACAAAGUGGUCGAUUAUCAGUUGGAUUUCAUAUCGCUCUACAUUCGAUCUCUUGAAACUGUUGCCGCACUUGGAAAUCUACAUCUACUGCAGUUCUUGCUUCCAUUGUUAAGACCACCAAUCAUUGAAAGAAAGAUAGAUCUAAAGAUAGUUCUGACAAAGGCAAUCAAACAUGGGCAUCUCUCAAUAGUUCAGUUCCUUCACGAUCAAAAUAUUGAUAACCUAUUCACCCCGGAAACAAUGAAUUUUGCUUCUUCUACUGGCCGACUAGAUAUUGUCAAGUUUUUGAAUGAGAAUAGAAGUGAAGGAUGCACUAGAGAUGCUAUGGACAGUGCUGCGAUCAAUGGCCAUCUCCAUAUCGUAAAGUAUCUCCACUUUAAUAGAAGUGAAGGAUGUACGACCAAUGCAAUCGAUUGUGUUAAAGAUUUGGAUACUCUUGUAUUUCUUCAUAACAAUCGUAGCGAAGGAUGUACUGGUUUGGCAAUUGACUUUGCUUCAAGAGAUGGCAAGUUCGAGGUGGUCCAGUUUCUCAAUGAAAAUCGAAGUGAAGGUUGUUCUGAAGAUGCAAUCAACAUGGCUGCUAACUAUUCACACUUUGAUAUUGUAAACUAUCUUCUCGAUCACCGACAAGAAGGUUGUAAUGAAAGAGCAUUAAUAUCAACCGCCAAGAAUGGUAAUCUCGAGACACUAAAGAAACUGCGAUCUAAAGUAAACCUUUUCGAUGGCUCUCAAGAUAUUCUGGACAGAGCUACCAGUCUCGCGGGAAACUUACCGGUUGUCAGAUACUUGCAUGAACAUACAUUAAGUGGCUGUUCUACUGCUGCAAUGGACGUGGCUGUAAUGUAUCAAAAUCAUGAUAUUGUUAGAUUCUUGCAUGAGAAUAGAAGUGAAGGAUGUUCAAAGCGCGCUAUGAUCUAUGCGAUUCAAAACAACGAUAUGGAGAUGGUUAGAUUUCUCAAUGAGAAUCGAACGGAAGCUGCAUCUACCGAAAUGUUUAAAGAUACUGCAAUCACUAUCAGUUAUGAGAUGUUCGAGUAUCUUAUCAACCAAACAAACAUUCCUCUCCCAAGUCAUUUAGUGGAUCGCUUUGCUGGCAAUAAGAGUGAUCAAAUUCUCAGUUGGUUACUAUCGAAUAAGAAAGAAGAAUUCACAUCGGAUGCAUACCUGUAUGCAAUUAAAAAUAACAAAACGCUAUCAAGGGUUAUUUGGUUAAAGAACAAUCUACCAGAUCUAAAGUUUGCUGACUGUAUUAUUGAUUUUGCAGCAACCUAUGGAGCAACACUGGAUAUUGUUCAAUAUCUGCAUGAAAAUGGUGGUGAUUCUACCAAAGAUGCUAUGGAUGAAGCUAGUAGACUCAAUCAUCUUUCUAUACUCGAGUUUCUCCAUAACAAUAGAACAGAAGGUUGUUCUGGAGAAGCCAUAGCAAAAGCAAUUAAGAAUGGUAACAUAUCAAUCCUUAAAUUCAUUCACAACAAUCUACAAGAUAGAGCACCCGACAUAUAUAAACAAUCUUUAUAUUAUGCCUAUCCAGAGAGAUUAAAAUAUAUUGAAAUAUAUAACUUUUAUUUUGGUCUUGUUACCAAAUGUUCUACUAAAACGACUUUUGAUGAUAUUGAACUAUCUUUGUUCAAUCAAGUGGAACCGAAAGAUCAAGUUUCCGAGGUACAAGAAGAGUUGACAACCUUUGAAAAAGAUCAAGACCACAGUACACCUUCUUCACGAAACCAAUUAAUCAAGAAAUGUUUGGUUAGAAACAUGAUUCUUAGAAGGACUAUCAAGAGUUAUCUGCCAUUGAUAUAUCUACACUCUGAUCCUAUGCUAACAGAAAGAUAUUCAUUGGACUAUAAAAAUGUUGCAUCGAUGAACAAAGGUAAAGCCCAUGAUGUAAUCAUCAGAUAUAGCGAAUCAUCUUCACGACUUGAAGUACUUGUAGAUUCUGCAUUGGUAUCAACCAACGAUAACGUCAAUCUAUCGAAAUUCAUUGGAUUGGAAAUAAUUUAG
This is a messenger RNA of Heterostelium album PN500, 2217 nucleotides long. RefSeq lists its product as uncharacterized. Gene Ontology annotation, molecular function: protein binding. Bases 1 to 2217 code for a protein of 738 amino acids. The record is from RefSeq and is a predicted model, not a curated record. The transcript has 2 exons. NCBI's taxonomy places the organism in Eukaryota, Evosea, Eumycetozoa, Acytosteliales, Acytosteliaceae.